CCAGCAUCAAUCUUCAAGUUUUUGCUCCAAUUUUGUGUGAAAUCUGCUGUUCUCUCUCUCAUGGGUUCAAGAAGGGCUGGAAGGAAAAGAAAACAAGUGGGAAAUUCAAGUGUUGGGGGUCAGGCUUGGGAAGAAGGUAACAUCUUUGAUUCUAGUCCCUUUUGGGAGAAGGAAGCUUCUCAAAAGUAUGAAGCUGUCAAGAAUUUGUCUGUUUUACCCUGCAAUAAUGUGAAGUUUAGUCAGUUUCCUCAAGGUGAUAUGAAUGUAAAGGCGAUAUUUAGUGAAAUUGGGUGGAUUAGUUUUUUAGAGAUUAAGGAGCUCGUGUAUAAUGAUGUGGUUCAUCAAUUUUAUGCAAAUCUGAAACCCAAAAAGAAGAAGUGUAAAACAAUGGUUUCUGGGAUGUUGGUGAAAUGGAACAACAUUGAUCUCGCACCGUAUAGGCUUGGGGAGAUUAAAGCUGGGAUUACACUCAACAUAACUUCUUUUGAAAAAUUGCAAUGUGAGUUAAGGAAUGGCAUUUGGAGGAAGAAACAGGAUCAAGAGAUGAGAGGGAGGAUGGAUACCAUGGAUGGAAAGCUUGAUCAGCUUGUUAACCACUUUUUCCCUCCACCCCCAACCAGUGCCACCUAACUUGCUAUUUCUCUUUUGGCUAAUCUUUAGGAUAGACAUCUUAGGCACAUGCAUUUUCAUUUUUAAAUUGUCUUUAUUCUACUUUCUUGUGUUUGGUGGCUAAGACUAAAUGCUACUUUGUUAAAUAUGAUGCCCUUUUAAUGUUCUAUAAUUGUGAAUUUUAAUGAAAUGUGACCUUGGUA
Molecule: messenger RNA, 812 nt
Organism: Rubroshorea leprosula
Lineage: Eukaryota; Viridiplantae; Streptophyta; Magnoliopsida; Malvales; Dipterocarpaceae
Source: the annotation of a GenBank genome assembly